This is a messenger RNA of Trichosurus vulpecula (common brushtail), 2090 nucleotides long. It is a transcript of the gene CCDC86, whose product is annotated as coiled-coil domain containing 86. Gene Ontology annotation, cellular component: nucleolus. NCBI's taxonomy places the organism in Eukaryota, Metazoa, Chordata, Mammalia, Diprotodontia, Phalangeridae. The coding region runs from base 105 to 1286 and encodes 393 amino acids. The transcript is spliced from 4 exons. The record is from RefSeq and is a predicted model, not a curated record.
UUGUGACGUCACUGGGAGCGCCGACAGCCGGAGAACCCCCGGAGCUCCACGUGGGUCGUGUUCUGGUGGGCUCUGGUGGGCUCUGCUGGGCUCGGCGCGAGGGGAUGGAGACGCCUCGUAGGAGGAGCCGGCGCCUGGAGGGGCUGGAGGCCGAGAACCCCGCGACCCCCGCCACCCCGUCCCGGGGAGCCUGCAAGGCCCGGCGCGGCCUCCUGGGGCCCAAGGCCGAAGCUGCGUUAGAGCCGGUGCCGGAAGCGGCGGCGGGAGCGGGCGAAGCGGGCCCGGAGUCCCCGCGGCAUCACAGGCGGCGUGGCCUUGGGUCCCCAAACAGACAGGGUCCAGGGACCGCCCAGAAAAAGCCAGUGCCCUGCCCCGGGUCCCCCAAGAGCCCUCAGGGACGGGACUUGGGGUCCCCCCAGAGAAGAGAUCAGGGCCCAGAGCCCCCUCGUAAUCCUCCAGAGCCUAGUCUGGGGUCCCCCAAGAGACAGCAGAAUCAGCAGGCCAGGCGCGCUGGAGGUGAAAGGGAGCUGGGCCUGGGACCCUCGCAAAGGCCUAGGAAGCCCCAUGUGGGCCCUCCAAAGAGUCAUGGAGCUCAGGGCUCUGGGCCCCCCGGGGAUCAGGCGGCUCCAGAGGAGCCCGACACCCGAUCCCCCCCAGAAGCCAGCUCGGCGUCCCCCCAAAGUCUGAGAGACAAGGGAUCGGGGUCCCACGGAGGGCAGCCUGAGCCCGGCACAGAGUGCCCCUUGGGUCAGCCCGAGCCAGUGACCCCCAAGUCGGGAGUGCUGCCCCAGGAUGGAGCCGCAGAGACACAGCCAGUGACCCAGGCAUCCCGACCCAGGAAGCGGAGCGGCUCCGCGGCCCCCAGCCCGGCCCCCAAGAAGACCAAGCCGAAGGAGGCCCUGGCAAUUCCCAAAGGGAAGCCUAAGUCUGGCCGAGUGUGGAAAGAUCGCAACAAGAAAAGGUUUUCCCAAAUGGUCCAGGACAAGCCACUUCGCACUUCCUGGGAGCGGAAGAUGAAGGAGCGGCAGGAGAGGAAGCUGGCCAAGGACUUUGCCCGACACCUGGAGGAGGAGAAGCAGAGACGCAAAGAGGAGAAGAAAAGGCGGCGAGCAGAGAAUCUGAAGAGGCGCCUGGAGAAUGAGCGGAAGGCGGAGAUCGUCCAAGUGAUCCGGAACCCCACCAAGCUCAAGCGGGCCAAGAAAAAGCAACUUCGGCGCAUCGAGAAGCGGGAUACCUUGGCACUUCUGCAGAAGCAGCCCCCGCAGCGGCCGGUGGCCAAGGAGUGAGCGGGUGCAGGGGGCCUGGCUGUCCCUCAGCUUCUAGCCCAAGCCCUCUGGUCACUGGCACCUCCAGGGACCACGAUGCCCAGGGAGACUGGAUCCACCUGGACAGCACUGGAGGAAGCCCAGGUCCAGACCUUGGGUACUGUGGGGAACUUGGGGAUGGGCCUCACCCCUUGGAGCCCUGAGAUCUGCGCAGAAGGGCCGGUGGAUGGUUUGGCGGCUGGACCAAGGGAGGGGAAUAGACUUUCUUUGUCCCUUUUUGUGAGCAGUAAAUAUUGUCUCCUCCCGGCUACCCUUUCACAAUAUGGAUGCAAGGCAAAGCAACACAUGCCAUUUUAUUGUCUGUCACAGGUCUUUGGGGAGGCAGGAAUGAGCUGCUGGCUGAACUUGUGUCCAGGAAUGGGGGGGACCCCCAGAGGACAUCUGGUUGCCAGCCAGGAGUGUCUGUGCCCUACACUCCAUGCCCCGCCUAGUGUUGGGAAGCCAGGCCCAGGGGGUAGGUCCUGCAGGGAUACCCCACUACAUUUUUUACACCUUUGCCGCCAAGACUCAAGAGCCCAUGGGCCGGCCCAGGGAGAAACAGCAAAUCAGGAUUUCUUCUCCCCCUGACUUAAGAUAACAUUGGAGAGGAUAUGGGAGGGAGGGAAGGGCCCCUUGGUGGUCAGCUGGGAAGAUCCUGGGUGGGGAGGAUGUAGGAGCACAGGAGCUGUCCCUGUAACCACUGACAUCAUGGCCACUGGUGGCCCUAUAACCUGAAGAUGUUCCCAUUCCUGGAGAAAUUGAUCCAAUAAACUCAUUCUCUUUCAA